AUGACUGAAUAUUUGUGUGCUACCUGCAAGCAGUUCGCAAAAGACUUUGCUGAGAUUGACAUUGAAGAGUCGAUUCCCCGUCGCACAAUUGCACCAAAUGUCUACAAGCUCAAAGAAUCAGCGCAGAACGGCUGUCCUCUGUGCCAAAUCAUAUAUCAGUCCUUUUCUUACCAAAUUUCAAAAUCUAAUUGGAGUGAGACAUUGGCCAUUCAUCUUUCCGCAUACAAGGUCCUCCGUCAUUACAGACAAGAUACAGCUGAAGGACAAGCACCGUGCAACCAAGAUCCGAAAGAGCCAAAGGUGUGGUGCGGUAUUGGAACAGACAUAGACCGCAGUAGAUGGCACCCUCUGCCACUUGUCACGCAUGAGGAAAAAGAAGCAGGCAUAGGGGAAUGGGACUCGUGCAAUACAAGAUCAAUAGCAGAUUUAUCAUCAGCUGAGGGCGUUGACAAGGCUAUUACGUUGGCCAAAAGGUGGAUACAGAACUGUUCAACGAGCCAUGAAAAAUGUGGCAUGCAGCCUGGGGGUCCAGUCCUGAUCAAGACGAUACCAACAAGACUCAUUCACGUUGGCUCCAAGGAUGGGGCACUUUCUCCAAAGAUAAUAAUCACAAACCCUUCAUCUGAGAUGGAGUAUCUUGCUUUGAGCUAUGCAUGGGGUUCCGGUCACGAUUUCGCCAAAACGACGGCAACCAAUCUAGUGGACAUGACGAAACAUCUGCCAUGGGAUGAUCUUGCGAAGACUGUACAAGACGCGAUUAUUUUUACGAGAAAGCUCGGAUAUAAGUAUCUAUGGGUGGAUGCUCUGUGCAUAUUACAGAGCGAAGGACCAGAUGACCAGCGGCACAAAGAUGACUGGUCUUACGAGGCGGCGAGGUUCGGACAAUACUACGAAAACGCCACAUUGACGAUCGCUGCAAGUGGUGCCAUAUCAUCCCAACAAGGACUAUUCCUUGAUAGACCUGCGCUCUGCUUCGAUCCGCAACCAGUGACGCUCACGAUCAAUAAGAUCUCUGGUGGCACUACACCCGUUGAAGUUCAGCCAGCGUCCCCUUCAUGGGAGCUAAGUAUUCAGAAUGUUCCUCUUCUUACCAGAGGAUGGGCUAUACAAGAGCGAGUCCUGUCGAAAAGGAUACUCCAUUUUGGCGCCAGCUGUUUACUAUGGGAAUGUCGUGAACUUAAAACUACGGAGGCGAGCCUCAACAGCUCAGACCCCAAAGUCUACGGUUACAGAAAUGAAGAAUUCGUUUCUGUUUUUAGAAACUUGGAGAAUCAGCAGCAAGAUGAGCUUAUAACGCUAUGGUACCAAUUUGUCGAGGUUUAUUCAGGAACGAAUUUUUCCUUUUAUAGAGAUAAGCUCCCCGCGCUGUCAGGUAUCGCCAAGAGAAUCCAAAGUCGCUUUCCACAAGAUUACAUAGCGGGAAUGUGGGAGUCCUCUAUUCCCCAAGGACUACUUUGGAUAGGCUGGGGAGGACAAGAGCCUGAAGCUGACCCAUCGCGUGGCGCAAAUCGACCCUCGUGGUGUUGGGCCUCCCCUAUUCAUCCGAUCACAUUUCUGCCGAUCAUGACCUACUACAAAGAUCAGUAUGUAACGCUUCAGGUGGAGUCCUGGUCGGUUAGGACCAACGGACCUCAGACUUCAGGCCAAAUGCUAGACGGGAGUGUCACUAUUAGUGGUCCCGCCAAGUCAUUCAACCUCUAUGAUCUGAACUUGGACUUUGUUUUUGGUCCCGACGCUUUCGAUAAGGAAGGGAAAACAAUUAAGAGUGAAGCUGUCCAGGGUAUUAGAAAGCCUGAGGAUCGCAUCGCGUAUUUGGAUUAUACGAACUUCUUGGGAAUCAUCAACAGGAGUUACACUUGCAUCUUGGUAGCGAAACUCCUCCCGUCAAUGUGGACUCCCACAGAAAAGAGAGUGAUUGGUGCUGCAAUGAUCUUGGAGGCCACAGAACAUGUUGGAGCUGUUUAUCAGUGUAAACGAAUUGGUGUACUUUGUCUUCCGUUUGAGGAAUACUGGGCCAAUGUUGAGGACAGCAAAACCGUUAAGCUUGUCUAG
This is a messenger RNA of Fusarium odoratissimum NRRL 54006, 2052 nucleotides long. RefSeq lists its product as uncharacterized. The record is from RefSeq and is a predicted model, not a curated record. The transcript has a single exon. The coding region runs from base 1 to 2052 and encodes 683 amino acids. Lineage: Eukaryota; Fungi; Ascomycota; Sordariomycetes; Hypocreales; Nectriaceae.